Messenger RNA from Cololabis saira (Pacific saury), 4192 nucleotides. It is a transcript of the gene tmem63a, whose product is annotated as transmembrane protein 63A. The transcript is spliced from 23 exons. Gene Ontology annotation, molecular function: calcium-activated cation channel activity. Bases 337 to 2709 code for a protein of 790 amino acids. Gene Ontology annotation, cellular component: plasma membrane. NCBI's taxonomy places the organism in Eukaryota, Metazoa, Chordata, Actinopteri, Beloniformes, Belonidae. The record is from RefSeq and is a predicted model, not a curated record.
CAUUCAGAGGCUCGAGGAGCGCGUCGGAACGCAGCGACUGUAGUUGUGUAGUCGUUGCGUGUGCGCAGACGCGGAACAGAGUGAAAGGGCAGCGAGGGACUUCACCUUGUUAGGUUUUCUUUUUCUUGUUUUUCUUUCUUUCUUUUUAACAGUAGAAGGAAGUUAACUCCUGGGAGAAAAACAGACUGGUUACAGGUCGGACCGGCUGAGUACCAGUAUCGCUCAUAUAUCCUCAUGCUUUUUUUAGACAAGUAAAUCCGGUUUCUGCAGCGGAUGUGAACUUAACUUUUUUUGCGGUGUGAGUCAGUUUGCGGAGAUUGUUGGUCCCACUCAGUGAUGUCUUCCCAGUGGUGGGAACAGUGGCGCGGGUUGUUCUCAAAUGACACGGCUGCCUCCGCUAGCUUCCUGGACAACACUACCUGCUUCAGCUCCAACCAGAGCACCGUCCUCACAGGACUCAACUUUGGAGGAGUCCCACUUGUUCUCCUGCUUGACUUCUGUGUCUUUAUUCUGUUGCUGGUCCUCUUCUCCAUCAUUAGGGAGAAGUUUUGGGACUAUGGUCGCUUAGCUCUGGUUGCAGACAGUGAAGGGUUCAAUGAGUCCACACAUCGUCGCUAUGGACGCAUGAAAUCUACUGUGUCCCUUGGAGAAGAGUAUGAAUCGGAAUUCUGCUCUUGGCUGCCCUACAUCCUCAGAAUGGAUGAAGAGAAGAUUAAAGAAAAAUGUGGCAUGGAUGCUGUUCACUACCUGUCCUUCCAACGUCAUCUGAUAAUCUUGCUGGUGAUCAUCACCAUCACCUCCCUUGCAAUCAUACUGCCUGUCAAUAUAACUGGAGACCUACUGAGAAAUGACCCUCAGAGUUUUGGAAGGACAACUAUUGGAAAUCUUAAAACUGGAAACAAUCUGUUAUGGCUGCACACAGUGUUUGCAGUCAUCUACCUGUCCCUGACGGUUGUACUGCUGCGACUUCACACAUCACAGAUGAAAGGCAUGGGCCGAGAGACAGCCAGAAACACCCUGUUUGUAUGUUCAAUCCCUAAAACAGCAACAGAGGAAGCUGUUAAGACCCACUUCACAGAAGCGUAUCCUACUUGUGAAGUUUGUGCCGUCACUCUGGGUUAUGAUGUGGCCAAACUCAUGCACCUUGAUAAGGAAAGGAUGCGAGCGGGAAAAAAUCUGCGUUAUUAUGAGCGUUCCUUUGAAAAAACAGGGGAACGGGAGCUGAUCAACCCUCGUUUCUGUGGCCACCUUUGUUGCUGCUCAAACUGUGAGAGGGUUGAUGCCAUAGAGUAUUACAUUGCUAAAGAAAGAAACCUGCUGGAAGAAGUGAGACGGCAGGCAGAAGUGGUGCCAGAGCACCCUCUGGGGAUUGCUUUUGUCACUCUACAGAGUGAGGCUAUGGCCAAGUACAUUCUGAAAGACUUCAACGCUCUAGAUUGCGGUGGGACAAGCUGUUGUUGCGGGAGGCAGCUCCAACCCUCGUCCAUGAGCAAAACUCUCAAAGUGAACAAGUGGCGGGUCAGCUUUGCACCACAUCCCAAAAGUGUGUAUUGGGAAAACCUUUCAGUGCGUGGUUUUUCCUGGUUUAUCCGGUGCGUGAUCAUAAACUUCUUCGUUUUCUUCCUGCUCACCUUCCUGACAACCCCCACCAUCAUUAUUAACACCAUAGACAAGUUCAACGUGACUAAACCUAUCUACUAUCUUAACAGUCCCAUCAUUAGCCAAUUCUUCCCAACUCUCCUGCUGUGGUCCUUCUCUGCUUUGCUGCCAACGAUAGUGUACUAUUCUACACUGGGAGAGGCGCACUGGAGCAGGUCCAGUGAGCAGCUGAGCAUGAUGCGCAAGUUGUACUUCUUCCUGCUCUUCAUGGUGCUUAUUCUUCCCUCUCUAGGCCUCACCAGCCUUGCAGUGUUUUUCCGCUGGCUGUUUGAUAAAGAGUUCCUCAAUGGUGGGAAACUAAGGUUUGAGUGUGUGUUUCUACCUGAUCAAGGAGCGUUUUUUGUCAACUACGUGAUCGCAGCCGCGCUGGUGGGCUCGGGAAUGGAGUUGUUGCGUUUGCCAGGAUUACUGCUUUACACCAUACGCAUGAUGCUCGCUCGCUCGGCAGCUGAAAGGAAAUAUGUCAAGGAGAAUCAAGCCUAUGAGUUUGAGUAUGGAGCCAUGUAUGGCUGGACCCUCUGUGUGUUUACGGUCAUCAUGGCUUACAGCAUCAUUUGUCCUAUAAUUGUGCCUUUUGGUCUCCUUUACAUGCUGCUCAAGCACCUGGUGGACAGACACAAUCUGUACUUUGCCUACUUGCCGACUCGCCUUGACCGCCAGGUCCACCUGGGAGCUGUGGAUCAAGCUCUAGCAGCACCCAUCAUCUGCCUGAUAUGGCUUUACUUCUUCUCUGUCCUCAGAGCAGGUUUUUGGACCGCUACAUCUUUAUUCACCUUGGUGGUCCUGUGUGUGACCGUCUUCAUCUGUGUCGGCUUCACCUGCUUUGGCCACUUUAAGUACCUUAGCCCACAUAACUAUGCGGUCACAGAAGAGGACGAGGACAAAGUAGAGGGAGUGGAAGAAAACACUAGGGUUUAUCUUCCCAGAGUGCUUAAUCCCAAAUCGCCCGCCAGUACCACACAUAAAUCUAACAAUCAACAGUCUUACGGAUCAUUAGAGUCAAGCCCUCGCAGCUUCAGUCCAGUGGAGAGCAGCAGAUCAGAACCUUGAGCGGGUUCUUCAACACUGAGUUGAACCUCUGAAGCUGAGAUCCUGAUUGUAAAUAUUCUUCCUUUACAAUUACGAAUGUAGAAUAUAUCCACAGGGAGUCCUUCUGAGGCCAUCAUUGUACUGUUUACUCAUUUUCCACCUUCCUUACUCUCUGCCAAAUUAUAAAAGUUAUUGGUGAAGAGAAAAUAUUUUAGAAUGCUGUAAACAGAAUUAAGCAUAUCAGGGUUUCUUUUUUUUACAUGUUUGAAUAGCCAUUUAGCACUUAAGCAGCAUCGCGAGGACACGUGCAUUUAGUGUUAUCUGUUACACAGUGAUGCGUUUCAGGCGUCUCUGACGUGGACCAAUUCACCAUAUAGUCUCUGACCGCAAUCAGCCACUGAAAUCAAGCCAUGAUGUUUGUUAAAAAACACAGGAAUUCCUUUCUUGCAUGAUCAAGCUUUAACCAAAGAUACCAAAGAGUUGGAAACAAGCACAAAUUGCUGUUUGUAGCUGUAUGUAGGUAGCAUCAGCCAUACUCCUUCACGUCACGAAAACUCUCCCUUGUGAAAUGGGUCUGAUACCCUUCCCUUAGCCAUUUGCAUCAAUACAGAAUAUGCCAAGACAAUCGCACAGGGGCUGUGUGCAACUUUUAUGUAAUGAUUCAUAGGAGAAUCUGAGAGUCUCAGAACCACCAGGAUGGAAACAGAAGUGCCAAUACUGUGAAACUGACAAGUCAUUCAAUGGUGCUCCUACUCCACUGUUUACCAUUUUGGAUGUGUGUUUAGUUGGUGGUGGUCUGGUUGUUGCUCUGCCUACGCACAUACUUGGUUUCUGUGAAUGGCUGUAUCCCUAUAUGGUGCUGUCCGGAUGCAGUUUCUGCAGUGUCAUCUGGUGUUGUACUCUGGAAAUCAAAGUCCAGGAAGGAGGAACCAGACUAAGUCCAGGAUAGUUGUGCAGACCAUUAUGUAGGCUCGUUUAAUCCAUUUUAGAUUCUUUCUACUGUGCCUUUUUUUUUUUAAUGUUAAAGCAGAACAUCUGCCAAGCAGGAAAAGGACAGUGAUGCACUUUUCGGAACUUGUUUACUAAAAAGAAAAGCUUUUUUUAUUUUGUAAUUAGACAGGAAAGCACAAACGCUUCUUUCUUUUUAAAGGUAUGGCAGGGGUUUGGAACUGAAGGUUUAUUUUUAUAUUUUUUCCUGUUGGAAGCCAUUAACUUUCCUGUUGUAUAAGGUCAGACAAUUAUGUUGUUGGCAAAUUGAUGAAUGACUGUUCUGAACGGGUCAACAAUUGAAUUUGAUUAUGUGUUUUGCAGCUUUUUAAAUGUGAGUUUUACAGAAUCCAGCCUUAAAGAUAAAAUAUUUUUCUUUUAAGAGUGUUUAUUGUUUUAACUUAAAUGUAAUUGUCUAUGUUAAAAGGAACACAGGCCUUUUCUUUGUAGAUGAUGAUAAAGACUUUAGUAUUAAAUCUGUCUGGAGCUUUAAACCCAAAUACAAAGAACAACUUCA